Molecule: messenger RNA, 2839 nt
Organism: Camellia sinensis
Lineage: Eukaryota; Viridiplantae; Streptophyta; Magnoliopsida; Ericales; Theaceae
Gene: IBR3
Product: acyl-CoA dehydrogenase-like protein
Biological process (GO): fatty acid beta-oxidation using acyl-CoA dehydrogenase
Cellular component (GO): cytoplasm
Molecular function (GO): acyl-CoA dehydrogenase activity; flavin adenine dinucleotide binding
Source: RefSeq, a predicted model, not a curated record
AUAGACAAACUCCCAUGCCUGUCUUCGUUUGAUCUAACCGGCCUCGAUAUCUACAAAGCAAAGCAGAGCGCUCUCUCUCUCUCUCUCUCUCUCUCUUUCUAAUCGACUCUGCUCAUCCAGGUAAUUGUUCGAAUUCGAUUUGUGAUCGAUAAAUGCGAAAAAAUGGCGAGCCGAACUUGUGAUCUUGUAGAGCGAGUACAUCCUGCUCACCAGUUCGACCUCGAUGCUUUGCUUCGCUAUGCCGCUUCCCAUGUCCACGCCUUUCCUCUCUCUCCCUCCAAAUUCUCCGUCUCUCAGUUUGGGCAUGGUCAAUCAAACCCUACGUUUCUAUUGGAAGUUAGUACGGGUUCUUCUGUGAAGCGAUAUGUGCUGCGGAAGAAGCCCCCUGGCAAAUUGCUUGAAUCUGCUCAUGCUGUCGAGAGAGAAUUUCAGGUUAUUGAGGCAUUAGGUAUCCAUACACAGGUUCCAGUUCCUAAGGUUUUCUGUUUGUGCACUGAUUCGAGUGUAAUCGGAACUCCAUUUUACAUAAUGGAAUACUUGGAUGGACGCAUAUUUUUGGAUCCUGGGCUACCUGGUUUGGCACCUAAAAGCAGGAGGGCAAUAUAUCAAGCAGCUGCCAAAGCCUUAGCUUCUCUGCAUUCUGCUGAUGUGGAUGCUGUUGGUCUAGGAAAAUUUGGGCGUCGGGAAAACUACUGUAAGCGGCAGGUGGAGAGGUGGGCCAAACAAUAUAUUGCUUCAACUGGUGACGGCAAGUCUGACAGAAAUCCAAAAAUGUUAGAGCUGGUUGAUUGGUUACGGCAACAUAUUCCUCUAGAAGAUUCUUUGGGAGCAACAUCAGGCCUAGUUCAUGGUGACUUUCGGAUUGAUAAUCUUGUAUUCCAUCCCAUUGAGGAUAGAGUGAUUGGCAUUCUUGACUGGGAGUUAUCCACCCUUGGAAACCAAAUGUGUGAUGUUGCGUACACCUGCAUGGCUCACAUCGUGGAUGCUAGGCUUGAUAAAGUACGACAUGAAGGUUUUGAAGUUACUGGCAUACCUGAAGGAAUUCCUUCACUGGCAGAAUACCUCGCAAUAUAUUGCUCUGCGUCUAGAAAAACUUGGCCUCUAGCCCAGUGGAAGUUUUAUGUUGCCUUCUCCAUGUUCCGUGGAGCAUCAAUCUACGCAGGGAUACAUAGCAGAUGGAUUAUGGGUAAUGCUUCAGGAGGUGAGCUUGCCCAAAACGCGGGGAGAAAAGCUAAUGUUCUUAUAGAAACCGCAUGGUCAUUUAUUGGACGAAAAUCAGUGCUUCCUCAGCAUCCUCCAUCUGACGCAACUGUGCAAGAUCAUUUGGAACAGUUAGGAAAUGAAAGUGAAAAUCAAGACCUAUUAAAGGAAACAGGAAGAUUUGUUCCUAGUAAGAAGGUUCAAGAAUUGAGAAAGAGAUUAAUUAAGUUUAUGGAGGAUCGCAUUUACCCUAUGGAAAAUGAGUUCUACAAACUUGCACAGUCUACCAUGCGUUGGACAAUUCACCCAGAGGAGGAGAACUUGAAGGAGUUAGCAAAGAGAGAAGGCUUAUGGAACUUAUUUAUACCUUUUGAAAGUGCUGCUAGAGCAAGGAAGCUACUUGAUGGGAUAAAUGAAUUUCCAGUUGACAAGUCAAGUGAUUGCUUUUUGGGUGCUGGUCUCUCAAACCUUGAAUAUGGGUACCUGUGUGAGGUUAUGGGUCGUUCUGUUUGGGCUCCACAGAUGUUCAACUGUGGGGCACCUGACACUGGAAAUAUGGAGGUAUUAUUGCGCUAUGGGGACAAAGAGCAGCUACAAGAAUGGCUUAUUCCCUUGCUUGAGGGUAAAAUCCGGUCUGGUUUUGCAAUGACAGAACCUGAAGUUGCGUCCUCUGAUGCAACCAAUAUAGAGUGCUCAAUUAAAAGAGAAGGUGACUCGUAUAUUAUUAAUGGGAAAAAAUGGUGGACGAGUGGAGCAAUGGAUCCUAGGUGCAGACUUCUUAUAGUAAUGGGAAAAACGGACUUCAUGGCCCCUAAGCAUAAGCAACAAUCAAUGAUCUUAGUAGAUAUUCAAACUCCUGGUAUUCACAUACAGAGACCGCUCACAGUAUUUGGCUUUGAUGAUGCACCUCAUGGGCAUGCAGAGAUAUCAUUUCAGAAUGUUCGUGUGCCAGCCAAGAAUAUUCUGUUGGGAGAAGGGCGUGGCUUUGAGAUUGCCCAGGGCAGGCUUGGCCCAGGAAGGUUGCACCAUUGCUUGAGACUAAUAGGCGCAGCUGAGCGUGGCAUGCAGAUAAUGGUUCAAAGGGCUCUUAGAAGGAAGACGUUUGGAAAAUUUAUUGCCGAGCAUGGUUCAUUCCGUUCCGAUAUUGCCAAGUGCCGAAUAGAGCUGGAGCAAACCAGAUUGUUGGUUCUGGAAGCCGCAGACCAGCUUGAUCGGCUUGGAAACAAAGAAGCCCGGGGAACCUUAGCAAUGGCAAAGGUAGCGGCUCCAAAUAUGGCGCUGAAAGUGCUUGACAUGGCAAUUCAAGUGCAUGGUGCCGCAGGUGUAUCUUCUGACACUGUUUUGGCUCAUCUAUGGGCGACAUCGAGGACGUUGAGAAUUGCAGAUGGUCCAGAUGAAGUCCACUUGGGAACUAUUGCCAAACUAGAAUUACAGAGAGCUAAGCUUUGAAGAUCCAGGAAUUGUGGACAUUUUGAACAAUCAAAAGUUUCUUAAAACAGAAAACUGAAAGGAAAAAAAAAAUAGAGUGGAAAAAUAAGGCUUUGAACAAAAAACAAGAGCCGACUUGUCCGUACUAUAUUGAAAAUGAGGGAUUCAAAAAAAGCUUCAAGAAUUUUAUUAAAAUUUAAUGUUCUAUAAA